AUGUAAAUCAGUGAAAUUAAUAUAACUAAUAGAAUUACAAAAAGAAAUAAAGAACAAAAAAAUUAAAUACUUCGUUUGAAAUAGUUUCAAUAAGUUUUUAUUAAGUAGACAGACCAAGAGUAUGUGUUUUUAUAUGAAAACAGCUUAUUUAAUGAUCCAGAGACAGGGAAGCGAAUUAAUAAUUAUAUGUUGAUCAUUAAUGCUCAAGAGUACCUAAUUAUAGUAUCAUUUGAUAUUUAGAUUCAAAACUAUACUAGAAAAACAAAUUAAUCAACUUAAACAUGAAUAUUAAGAUAAUAUUAAGACAAAAAAGUAAAUCAAAUAGAUUUCUUUUGAGAAAACCCAAUUAAAGAUGAAAUUAGAAGAUUAAAUAAUUACUGAUAAUUAAAUGUAUUAAUAAAAUUAAAGACUGAGAACUCGAGUUUAAAUAAUAAAUAGUUUUAACUUCCUAAAUAUAAUAGAAAUUAGAAGAGAGAUCUAAUUAUAUAUAUACAUAAACCUACUAAUAUUAUCAAUACUUAUCCAAUAGAUAAAGAAAAAUUAUAAUUAUUACUUGAAGAUCUUAGAUACAGUCAAUAAUAAUAAUAAAAAUAUUAAGUAUCAAAUAUAUAAAGUAAUUUCAAUUUAUGUUGAGUCAAAUAAGGUUAUAAUAUCUUUUUAAAGGGACGUUGAGUCAAAUAAGGUUAUAAUAUCUUUUUAAAGGGACUGA
Paramecium primaurelia is the source of this 709-nucleotide messenger RNA. Lineage: Eukaryota; Ciliophora; Oligohymenophorea; Peniculida; Parameciidae. The record is from the annotation of a GenBank genome assembly.